This is a messenger RNA of Pangasianodon hypophthalmus (striped catfish), 2820 nucleotides long. RefSeq names its product solute carrier family 39 member 9 (gene slc39a9). Gene Ontology annotation, cellular component: membrane. The coding region runs from base 655 to 1575 and encodes 306 amino acids. The transcript has 7 exons. Gene Ontology annotation, molecular function: metal ion transmembrane transporter activity. The record is from RefSeq and is a predicted model, not a curated record. Lineage: Eukaryota; Metazoa; Chordata; Actinopteri; Siluriformes; Pangasiidae. Gene Ontology annotation, biological process: transmembrane transport; zinc ion transport.
AUUUUGAACACCGUGAUCCGGAAGUGCUCACAGCUUGCCAACGCUACAGCGUUUCCCAGCUGGCGUUUAGCCGAAGCUCAUAUGAGCGGUUAUUAAUGCAGGGGUUGCGGAAUUACUGCGGAGAUUUAAUCUCUAUCAUUUCGAGAUUUAUUUAAAGAUAGUGUCAUUGACCACGGUCUCAUAGGAAGCUAGUUAGAGGACUGGGUAGCGGGUUGCUAGCCGGCUAGGUAGGCUAAUGUAUUGAGGUUUAGGAAGUGCUUUAAGUGAAGGAGCUACAGGUUUUUGCCACUGUGGCAGCAGCAGCAGAAACAGAAACACGUUUGCUUGUUAGUCGUGUUUAGCUCAGUGAGACUGCUGCAGUGUGUAUUAAAGGAUAUUAAUAGCUGAAUUCUACCUUAUUUGAUGUAAAGACGUUUGUUGCGCUGCUAAUUGGCUAACCAGGGCGAAGCACAAGCGCAUUGGUUUUUAAUGCUUUCGGUUUGUUGACAUUACAGACACUGGUUUAUUAGCUUUAAGUGUGCAUCACAUACAGCUACAGUGUGGUGCUUUUUAAUACAACAGCUUGAAUAUACAGAAGAUUUGUGUUGGCAUUAGCUGGCUGAGGCUAGAGAGCAGGUUUGUGGUGAAGCUAGCUGGAGUGAACGGCGGGGUGAAAUGGACGACUUCAGCUCAAUAAGCCUGCUUUCACUGGCUAUGUUAGUGGGAUGUUAUGUUGCAGGAACAAUUCCUCUGGCUGUCAAUUUUUCCGAGGAAAAGUUGAAGCUGGUGACGGUGUUGGGAGCAGGUCUGUUAUGUGGUACUGCGCUAGCCGUCAUUAUUCCUGAGGGAGUCCAUGCGCUGUAUGAGGAGGUGCUGGAGGCAGGGCACCACGCUCACAGUCAGGCCGAGGUGUCGGCGCCGGAGCAGAAAGCUGCUGAAUCAGUGGUAGGGCAGAGUCACGAACAUGCGCACAGUCACGAGGAGCUCCAUGCCUUCAUCGGUGUCUCUCUGGUGAUGGGAUUUGUCUUCAUGUUGCUGGUGGACCAGAUUGGCAGCUCGCACAUACACAGCGGCGAUGAUCCAGAGGCAGCGAGGGCAGCCAGCUCUAAAAUCACCACUACACUUGGUUUGGUAGUCCAUGCUGCAGCUGACGGAGUUGCACUUGGAGCAGCCGCUUCUACCUCUCAGACUAGCGUCCAGCUCAUUGUAUUCGUGGCCAUCAUGCUUCAUAAGGCUCCUGCUGCCUUUGGCCUCGUCUCAUUCCUAAUGCACGCAGGUUUAGAGAGGAACCGGAUCAGAAAGCACCUGCUGGUCUUUGCCUUGGCUGCUCCUGUUCUGGCUAUGAUCACCUUCCUUGGCCUCAGCCAGAGCAGUAAAGAGGCGCUGUCUGAUGUCAACGCCACAGGAGUGGCCAUGCUGUUCUCUGCCGGCACCUUCCUGUACGUCGCCACGGUGCACGUCCUGCCCGAGGUGGGAGGCAUGGGCGGGCACAGCCACUCAGCUGGAGGAGGAAAAGGACUGAGCAAGGUGGAGGUGCUGGCACUCGUCAUAGGCUGCCUCAUCCCUCUGGUGCUCUCCGUUGGCCACCACCACUAAAAAGGGAAAAAAGACUGUUGUGAACAGGGGACUUUUAAAAGUGGUGGCCGGUUUAUCUCAUCAUGCCUCUCUGUAUGGAUCAGAUCUGUGGCACAGAAAUGGACUUGUGGGGCAACUGUGUGAUCACAUGACCAUAACCCCAAAGUGCUAUGUGCUGAUAGCAGGCAUUAAACGUACAUAAACAAGUGACACCACAGGUUCAUGCUUUUUAUGCUUUUUGUUCCUUCCUCUACACUUUUUUUCCCCUUUUUCUCCAGUUCUGUGUUCUGAAAUGUUUCUCUUUAACAAAAGUAACAGUGAACUGCAACUUUUUUAAAAUGUAAUGCAUAGUGAACAUAAUGGAGACUUUUUAUUAUGACUAUAUGAUUCCAUGUUUUCUUUCUGAUUUUUUUGUUUCUCUGCACAACAGUAUGGAUUCAAGGAAUGGCAGUUUAUCUUGGUUGUUCACUUAUAGUGUUAGUCAUCUGAGCUUCAGAUUAGAGUCCAUAUCUGAGCAGUAUGGUCAUAACAUGUAGACAUUUGUGCAGCAAUAGAGUUUUUCCAGCAUACAGCUUGUGGUUGAUAGUAUUUUCUGUGCUAAUUAAUGGAGGAGGAAUUUUUUUUGUUUAACUUAUCAUCUUGAACAAAUAGUUCUGGAAGAGUAUUAGGUUUAGUCGCUAUACAGCAUCCACUUAAUAUCUAUUUUCUAAUCUGCCAAAUUUUUUUAAUAUUUCAUUUUUAAAUGUAAUAGUGAAACAGAAAUGGUGUCUAUUUUUGGUGGUGAAAAACCGAAACAAUGCAAGGCUUUUAUACACAAGAGGGACCAUAGGCCGUGUUAAAAGAGGUAACGAGUGGUAGAAUGGUGUAUAAUUAUUUACCAUGCCGGCUAUUUUAAUAACAGUUUAAAUUAUGGUGAAGCUGGUUGGCUCGAAGGAACUGCUCAAGCUUUUUACUUGUUUGUGCAUGUUAUGUGUCACUCACAUUCAGCUGCUGUUCACUUUGAGAAGCAUCUCAGAGCUCUGCUGAUGUGGUCAGGGUGGGAUGCUUUUACUGUAAUUAUUGUGGUGCCUGCUCAAAGCAGAGCCUCUGUAUAUAAUGCAUUGUGUACAAAUAACAUUCAGAUGAGCUUAAUGAAAACUUCACUUGUAGCCCUCCUGUACUGAGUUUAUACUCGGGCUUUUAGUACAGUUAAUAUUGGCAAGGAUAAUGGGGUUGAUUCAAGUGAUGGGUAAGGGAAUGUAAUAAAUUUACAUUGAAUCACAAGAA